Molecule: messenger RNA, 10208 nt
Organism: Anastrepha ludens (Mexican fruit fly)
Lineage: Eukaryota; Metazoa; Arthropoda; Insecta; Diptera; Tephritidae
Product: pair-rule protein odd-paired-like
Exons: 5
Coding region: 1946-4372 (808 amino acids)
Biological process (GO): regulation of transcription by RNA polymerase II
Molecular function (GO): DNA-binding transcription factor activity; RNA polymerase II cis-regulatory region sequence-specific DNA binding
Source: RefSeq, a predicted model, not a curated record
AAAGAAAUAAUUAUUUGUUUUCAAAAACUUCAAUUUUAUUAAAAAAAAGUCUGCAAUUAAAUUUUUUUAUAAAUAAAUUUUUUUAUAUUAAAUUUUAUUUUCAAAAUAAGCACAGUAAAUGCAGAUUACGGCAAACGUUUUUGUUAAAAAUUUUCCACGAAUGUGAGAAACUUUAAAUUUAAACCGUGUUUGGCAAUACCAAACCUUUUAGUCAAACAAAUUUUAAAUUAUUAAUUGAUUUAUUAUUUCACAAAAACUUACUAUGUACUUUUAAAAUCUUCAUCCAUUUCACAAAAUAAAAUUUUUCAAAAAAUUAUUGAAUUAUUAUUUUUUUUUAUUUUAUAUAAUUACAAUAACAUAAAUGCAUAAACACGCAGCACUGGCCAUGAAGCCUUCAGAAAAUUCAAUAACUCAUUCUAAAGAUAUUAACGGAAUUUACUUUUCAUAAAAAAUUUAACGCAUUUUUCUGGCUUCAAAACCCGUUCUUGCACGGCGAAAUUCAAUUUCGUAACUGAAACCGUUAAAAUUCCGAUAUUUCGAUCAGUAGAUGCAAUUCAUUUCAAUCAUUCCAUAUUCCUAUCAAUUUACAUAUAUUCAACAGCAUGGCAUUUAGUUCACCAAUUUAAUUAAAAAUUGUACUUUUUCUUUCACAUUUAAUUUUAGUUUUUAAUAAUUUUAUGUUUGAAUUCAUUUAUUUUAUAAGUCAUAUUUGAGUUAAAAUCAUUGCGUCCGAGGACGUGUCAAACGAAAUUUAAGUUCCCAUUUUUAACUACAUACAUAAACGUAUUUGUUUAGUUACGCAAAACAAAAACAACUAUUUUUUAUAUACUAUAUUCAAUUAUCUAAGCAAAUAAAGUUAUUUAAUUACAUGGAUACAAUAAAAAAAAUGUUUCAAUAUUUCAUUGAUUUUUUAUUACAUGGCAUUAUUUGUUUGUGUAAUAUACAUAUACAUACAUACAUUUCAUUUAAGUUUUCACCAAUCAAAACUUUCAGCCUUUGCUUCGGAGAAUCUUUUUUACAUUUUAGAGGUCUGAUAUAUUUACAACACGGAGAGCAACUUUUGCUUGUAUACCAUAUUGAUGAGUCUCCGUUGUGCCUCUUUUUCGUCUCAUUGCAAUCUAACUGUUUGAUUCAUGUGGCGUAAGUGUCUGUUGAACGCAGGUCGCUCAAACAGCCGUUGAGAUUUAAGUUAGAAGGAAAAAGAGAGAAGCUCUGCAAGCACUAAGUAAUGUGCGAUGCUUCCAAUUUCCUGUGCGCUUAUGCACGGCAGUAAAACUAAAUUGAGAGAAAUUAUAUUAAGCCUCUUCUAUUCGCCAUUUCCCCGCUCGCUAUCUCUAUGCUCGAUUAACGUGACGAAAAUUUUGCAUGCGAAAGCAACAACAAAGUUAUCGAGUACGAUUCGUCGCAGGCGAGUAUGGCUACAGCUCAUUAGGCCGCACUGCCUUACCAGCACAUGUAAUUUAAGGCAGUUCUCUUCUCGCGUUGCCGACAUACAUGUGUAUGUUCAUUUGCUUCAUCUAUUCGCCACUUGCUAAGUGAAAUGGGAAAUGGCGACUAGAAGAGGCCUAUAGCCUUGGUGUUGCUUUUGCAUGCGAAAUUUUCGUCAGCAAGCGGGGAAAUGGCGUGUAGAAGAGGCCUAUAGCCAUACUCGCUGGCGACGAAUCUUACUCGAUAACUUUGUUGUUGCUUUCCCACGCAGGAUUUUCGUAAAGUUAAUCGAGAUAGCGAGCGGGGAAAUGGCGAGGAGAAGAGUGCUAUAAUAUAAUGCAUGCAUUUCUCCUGGAAAAAAUAUCACUACUCGAUAUGCAUAAACGCAAUUUAGACGAUAUAUAUCGACGGCUAUAUUUUCAUCUUCAUCAUUUUUCCUUUUCUGAUUUAUUUACGUUCUUAUUUUGUACUUUUUUAUUACUUAUUGUAGAAAUUAGAGUUUGUACGCAAAAUAUCAAUGCCCGGACAAAGUGUAGAUCUAAACGUGCUCUUUCGCCACUUCGGUUCACCCUUCAAUGCUAUGGGAAAUGGCAGCAGCGCUGCAGUGGCUGCAGCCCACUGUCCCACCCCGUUCGCCUUUCCGUUCACACCGUUCGGCCUGAAUUUGUUCGACAUCGAUCCGUCCAGAAUUUUGGGUAUGCUCCGCCACCAGACAUGGCUGGCCGAAGAGGCUUUAAAGGGUCGUAAUUUGCUAAACACACCUAAGGACUUUGCCCACCGUUACAAUCCCAUUGGCGAAUUGUUCGCCAAAGAUUUCCAUCAGAAUCAUUCGCAUGCCACCACUGCCGAAUUGCUUGCUGGCGUGGCAGCCCCCAACAAUCGGGCAAGUGCCGCCAGUCCAGUCAAGCAAGCAACAACAUCACCACUGCAACAGCCUGAACGUAGCACAGUACCACAGCAGCAACAACAGUACAAACAGCAACACCAUCAACAACCACAACAGCAACAACAGCAACAGCAGCAACAACAGCAAACAUUCAACAUACGUUAUCCCUCACCAGCUGCAUUUUUCCAUCAUCAACAGCAGCAGCAGCAGCAACAACAACAACAACAGCAACAGCAUCUGAAGCAAAAGUCCAGCCGUCAAGGCACACCAUCACCUCAUGCCACAGCCACUUCUACACAAUCGAAGCCAGAUACGACACCCACAGCGCACACUGAAACACCGGUCGAUGAUGCGGUCAUUGAGCUUACCACUCACGAUGAAGCACGCGACAGUGGUCGUGAAAGCGCCGUUCACACGCCCAGCAAUAGCACUGGCACAUCCAGCGGUCUUGGCACCUCCGCCACUACUAGCAGUGGCGCGCUCAGCAGCGCUUGUUCGCCACUGCUCUACAAGGAAUCGCUCGAACAAUUGCUGCAACGUCGUCGUUCCGGCUCCUCACUCGGUGGCGUCAGCGACAGUCUGCGUUCAUACACACAGCUGUUGCUCUCCUCGAGCACGCCCGGUUGCACCGACACGUCUAGCUGCAAGGAGAAAAGCUCCUCAUCUUCUACCUCAUCAACACCACCACCCACCUCAGCGCUGCUGGCGCAACACCAGCUGCUCACUCAACGGCUAAAUAGCCCAUCGGAGUCGUCGUCACUCUUUGGCGAGCCCAUCGAGGAAGAGACACGUUGCGUCGUCUGCAAUGCACAUUUUCCGAAUGUGUGGCUGUUGGAGCAGCAUGCUGCCCUCCAGCACCCACACAUUGGGCCGGGCGAAGAGAAACCGUUCAUUUGUGAGCAAUGCGGGCAAUCGUAUCGUUAUCGCUCCGCAUAUGCUAAGCAUAAGGAGCAGAAUCAUCGCGCCCGCUUGCCGGCCGACAAGCUCUUCACGUGCGACGUCUGUGGCAUGCAAUUCCGUUAUCUCAAAUCGUUUAAAAAGCAUCGUCUCAAUCACGCGCUGGAGCGCUUGCACGGCAAGAAGGGCGUGAUCGGCAAACAUUGUCUGGCACCGGUGCAUGUGCUGGGGGAACAAGACGUGGUGACUAGUUCACAGGAGCCGAUGGUUGCCGACGAGGGUGGUGAGGAUUUGCGCAUCAAUGUGAAACGUGAGCAGGACGAUGAUGAACGUGAACAGCGAGAACGUGAGGAUCAGGACUGCACCGUUGACUCGGCUGGGAUGAUGCUCUACAAUGACAACAACAACGCGACGUCUUUAGCCACAACCAGCGUCGCAGAGGCGAACAUUAGCAGUUCAGAUGGAAUUCAUAGUACAAAUAAGGGGCCACGCCUUCUUGCAACUCCACAAAUGGAAACGGAUCCCUCCUAUCAUCAUUUGCAACGCCACCCACAACAUCCACAUCACCACCAACAGCAACUACAGCCACAACAUCAACAUCAACAGUUGCCACCACAUUUGCAUGGCAAUGUGGCUGGUACAUCACUGCCACCACAUCAACAUCAGCAUCCACAUGCAGCUUUGCCUCAUUCGCAUCAUCCACACGCUCAUGCGCAUCACGCCGCUGCUGCAUCAACACUGAAUUCGUUGAACUCACUCAACUCCAUUACAUCGCUGAUCAAUGCCGAACGCAUACCAAACGAACAAUUCCUGGGCCUUAAUCCGCAAGAGGCUUCAAUACUCAACUUUCUGCGUGUCGAUGCAGCUGAGCGUCAGCGGGACAAACGCCCCCAAACCUCACGUUUCGCCUGCCCCUUCUGUGGCAAAUGCGUACGCUCCAAGGAGAAUCUGAAAUUGCAUGUGCGCAAGCACACCGGCGAACGACCAUUUGUGUGCCUCUUCUGUGGACGCGCCUUCGGUGGAAAAUCGGACCUCACACGCCAUCUGCGCAUACAUACCGGCGAACGGCCGUAUCACUGCGAAUCCUGUGGCAAGUGCUUUGCACGCGCCGACUAUCUGUCGAAGCAUCUCACCACCCACAUACACAAUGCACCACGCUGAGAUGAGGUGCGGAGGAGACAACGACUCCUUCGCAGAUAAUAGAAUGAACAGUCGACGGACCACUGGUUGGAGCGUUGGUGGUGGUGUUACUUUGUAGCAGCCACUGCGGCGGCGGAGAGCUGUACAAUGCAAGUUGCUGGGGGGAAUGAGACACAGCAAUAGAAAUAGAUUAAAGAAAAUUAAAAAUUAUUAAAAGAGAAAACGAAAACGUGUGAAAAAAAGAAGAAAAACACACACACACACACAUAUAUAUAUACGCAUACAUACACACACUAAAAACAAUGUACUAAUUCAAAGGCGUGCGAAAAAAAAUUGUGUAUAUACAUAUGAGGGCAUUGGUUGGCUUAAGCAACAACAACCAAAUACAGAGAGACACCUUUUGGCGAAGCAAAGAAAUUGUCGGAGAAUAGCGCACGUAGCUGAAGUUGAGCAAUGAAGGGUGAAAGAGAUGGUUCACCUUCUUUUAGUGUUCUUCAGGAUAAUUCAUAAUUUUUAAUUCUUUUUUAUGUAGAAUUCCUUGUUUUAAGGUAUAGGAAGAUUUAAUUUAAGAGAAUAUUCAAUGCAUAGCAUAUUUCAAAUUGAUUUGAAGUGAAGUUAAAAGUGCUGCAAGAAGAAUUUUAUAAAAUACAUACACAAACGCGGGUAUUAGCUAUUACGUAUGAAGGUUUAAAAAAAAUAAUAAUAAUUAUAGAUAGUUAGUUUUAAAACUUAAUGAAGUGUCUUUAUUCCACCAGAGGAAUUUUAUAUUAUUUUAUUUUUUUUUUUAUAGUAAUUUCUUGCUUAAAAAUCAGUAAUACACAAAAUUGGGUUCUUAAAUUUGUUUUUUUAACUUUUCCAACUGCACGCAUAGGCAUACCUACAUAUGGCUUUAUGUAUAUAACAAUCAUAUUUUACUGAAGAAGGGGAGAUUAGCGAAUUUCUCGAAUUUAGACAUUUUGCAAUUUCUGAGGUCAUUAAAUAGCUUGAUCUGAAAGCUAGCAAGAAGAUCUUCUUUUUCGAGUUUCGAAAGUAAAAAAAAAGAGAUUUAAUUAUUACCAAUGUGUUCCAUAUCGUAACCUUCGGUUCUGUGCCUUUGGUCAGUUCAAUAAGCAUUGAACGGUUAGUAUUACAUAAAAUAUCACACGGGUGUUCUGGUCGAGUAUAGACGGCAAAUAGUAGAGAAGGCUUCCAAGCAUAGCAUGCAAAUAACUGUUGACCGUUUUAUGCUUUACGCUCUGUUCGCGAACACAAUCGAAAAAAAGCAUACACACUCGCUCUCGCUCUGAGCAAGAGACUUCGUUUCUUUUUGUAUUUGUUUUCUCUUGAACGCACUGAAUUCAGUCAUUCGUGUCUCGCUCUUUUAAGAGCAUCGUGUAAGUUGAGAUACGAUUAACGUUCACAAAAUGAGACUCAGUAAGUGAGCAAAUGACUGAAAAAGUCAAUGCAAACGGUCUUCACAUUAAUUUGCCUGCCUUGUAGAUAAAAAGAAAUGCAUUUUUUUUUAAAGAACUAUUUAAAUUUAUUUCCAAUUAUUUUGCUGUUUUUUUAUGUAUCAUUAUAUACAGAUACAUUUAUUAUUUAUUACGAGUUGACCUUAAUAACUAAUAAAGCGUUAAGCGUUAUUGGGUUCAUGCCAAGUGAUUCAUAAAUUGGAUCCAUUGUUUCUCUAAACCCUUCAUUGUCCAGGAACAGAAAUGGUUUUCCAUCGGUAGUGACAAUUUUUAAUAGUGAAUAAACAAUUGGAUUUUCAUUCGGCUGAUGCGUCACUUUUCUUUUUUUCACAUUGUUGCACUUCGGUGCUCUCGUAAUUGUCCCAUUCUUUUUUAAAAUUUCCGCAUAUUUUUUAGUUAAAUGUCGUUUUAAAUUUGUAGCAUGAGUGCCUGACAAUUUCAAACCGCAUACAUUACAAAUUGAUUUUUUUUUUUUGGGGAUUAAAUUUAAAGAAUUGAUGCACUUUUUUAUUCACAUCUCUUCUGAUUUUGCACAAAAUAUAAUAUUUAACCGCACACACUAAAUUCGCGAACGCAAACAAUAGGUAUGUUUAGGCAAAGCAACACUCGCAUAUAAACCAAUGCAUACGCAAAAAACCUUUUUCUUCAUUUCACUCAACCAAACGGUUGGGGAAUAACCAAAAAAGAACGGUUGCUCACCGAGCACGAGCGAGCUCGUUAAAGAUCCGUUGCAAUCGGUUGCUCUCGGAGUCUUUUCUCAAGGUUUGAGUAAGAGACAUCUAUUUGCAGCCAACGAGAAACGGUCAACAGUUAUUUGUGAUCUCUGCUUCUAAGGCUAACACAGCCUGCUUAUUUUAUAACGCAGGCCAUCGUAUGCUGUACAUUUCACAAAAACAUAUCGAUAUUUGCUCUUCUUUCCAAAAGCAUAUUUAGAUUAUUUAGAACUACAAUGAAGAUGAAGAAAGAAUAUUUCUCCAUUGGAAGAAUUUUAGUGUGCAUUAAAAAUUAUAAAGUUUAAGGAAUAACGACAUUUUGGCCCGUUUCCAGGUUUAUUCGAGUGUUCCAGUUAGCUCCCUUUUUAUGUGUUUGGCCGUGCUCCUCCUCCUUUUUGGGGUGUGCGUCUUGCUACUAUUCCACAAAUAGAGAGCCCUACAGUUUUAAGCCGACUCCGAAUGGUAGGUAUUUUUGUAUGAGGAGCCUUUUAAUUUUAAAUACUUCGAAAAUAUUUUUUCAAUGUCAAAAACUUCUAAAAAGUUUCGAAACUAAAGCGUUAAACUUCCAGAAAUGCUCUCGAAUCUGUUAAUUCUAGUUGGUGUUUAGUGUUUAAAAAGCAGUGCAGUUACCAUAGAUCACGACAAUUUGGCGCUCAGCGAGAGCUCCCACUCUCAGCACUUGGACACCUCAUUUCUAUAUGUGUAUGUAUGUAUGUAUGUAACUGCUCGGUAUAUGGUUCACCACCAUUUGUGUUCAUUUUUGAACCUGCCCAACAAAUAUUUUAGAAUACACACUUCCGACUUUCACAAGCGAUCAAGCAAGGAUUGUCAACCAAUAGAAAGGCACAGAUUGUAAUCAUACAUAGAUAAUCAAUCAUACAUACCAUAUGUAUGUAUGUAGUUAUUUCCAGUUGUUUGUGUUUGUUUACAGUGGAAAUGUUUAUUGCCCAGGCAGUGAACCGCUAAUCUCCCUCUCUUUCUCUUGAAGUAUAAUAUGUGCAGUGGUGCCGUUUUUUUUCUUUUUAAUAUGAAAACGCAUCCAACAACAACCGUUUAAACAAAUGAUUUAUGAAAAGCAACGGAAUUUUUUAUAUACUAUAAAUAAUUUGGUGCUGGUUUCUCAAGGGAAGCAAUUGUUAUCAGGUAGCAGAGUAAGAGAGAGAGCAGUUGAUAAGUGAGUUGAAUGGAUAUUGAGGCAUAAGAGACCUUACUAAGCCAAACAGAGGUUUAUUUUUUUGUUUGUUUUUGAAUAAUUAUAAUUUUUAUAUACAAUAUUUUUACUCCUCAUUUAAUUACAUAGGUUAUGUUUAAAAAGCAUCACAAUAAAUAGCUGAAAUAGUUAAGUUAGUAUGAGAGGUACGUAGGAAAAUCGGAGCAAUGAGGCAAAUCUGCAGGAAAUGCACAAAUUAGAAAUCUACAACAAAACCAAACAGCAACAAAAAACAGAAGGUAAUGCAAGAACUUAGCAACUUUAAAUUCUAAUAUUUCUAAAAUAUAAUAUUAAAAAAAUAGAUAUAUAUGAAUGAACAUAGAAAAAUACGAAAACAGAUUUGGUUUCAACAAAACUACAAUCAAAAUGAAGCAAAUACAUAAGCAAACGAGAUGUGUAAGUAAAAUGAAAUAACAACAAAUUACAAAUAACACAAUCAAAAGCAGCUACCGAAAAAACUACAUAUACAAUAAAACAAUACAAAAGCAACAAAUAAAGUAUUACAGCCUGGAAAUAUUUUUAACAGUUCGCAGCAAAUAGACAAAUAAAAAUUGCUAAGAGUAUUUUUUUCUUUACUAGAAAUUCAUUUUUGUGUUCUUCUAUUGCAAGGCAUAUUUUUACAAAGCAAUAACUACAAUAGUUUUAACAUACACACAUACAAGCAUAAGCUAUUGCAUAGCUCUAAAAUAACCUGAAAUAUGAAAAAAAUAACUUAAGUUUUUGUUCAUUUACAUACUUACAUAUAUACAAUUUUUUUUUUAAUGCAAAUUAAUUAUUAAAGCAACAAAUAGUAAAGAGCCAACUGUACAAGAUUUUUUAUAUACAUAUUUACAAUUACAAUUAUUACACCAAUAUUUUUUUAAUACAUACAUACAUAUGUAUAUACUGUAAAAUAUAUACAAAACAACUAAUGCAACUCAAAGUAGCUACAACAAAAAUUAGUGAAAAUAGCAAUAGCAAAGCCUAAUUAUUAUUAAUAUACAUGCAUACAUACAUACAUACGCAUACGAAGAAAGUUGAAAUGGAACAAUAGAAUUUAUUUAUUUUUAAUGCAAAGCAAAACAAACAAACAAAGCAUCUUUAAGCUUUAUUUAAGUUAAAGCAAAAAAUCAAUCUAAUUAAUUUAUCAACACAACACAAAUGUGAAACAGCAGCACUUAAAGUGCAUGCAUGAAAAUCACCACCGCCGCUAAUAGUGUUUUUUUUUUGUUUUAAUUUGUUUUGUGAAUUAAUUUUAUAAAACAAUUUGAAAUAUUUAUAAAUUUAAUUAGUUAAUUUUUAAUACAACACUUAUAAGUAUACAGCAACUUAAGAGAAUACAAUACAAUAACAAAUAUGAAAGAAAAAUAAUGCAUACAACAGCAGCAAAAAACUGUGAUUUUACAAGGAAGCAAAUAAACAAGCAAAACAAAUAAAAUAGCGAAAAUAGCAAAAUAUUUAUUAUUAAUUACCACAAACAAGCAAACGUACAUACAUACAUACAUACAAACAUAAUAAAUGAAUAAUUACCCACAUAGAUAGUAGCAAAAACGGAUGCAAUAGCAAAAUAAUAAAUUAUAGUGAAAAUAUGUACGAACAAUGUAAUGCCGACAGGCAAAACAGGUUCUUUUAAAAUAUUUAAUUUUUACAUUUUCUUUCUCAAGUAAGUUGAAAUUACUUAUUUUUACACAUUACAUUUAUGCUAAAUAAUAAUAGACGCAAUAUUUUUUUAAAAUAAUUUUACUUAGUACAUACAAAAUGUGCAAAUGCAAAUGAGCACAAAUUAACGCAAACAGGUCUACAACAAAAUAUACACAUACAUACAUACAUACGUAUAUGUAUUACAAUUACGCAAAUGGCAAAAGAGGAAUAUAAGCAAAUAAAACAACAAAGCAGCAGCUAGCAUGAAAUACAAAAGCAAAAAAUAAAAACAUAAAAUAUAAAAAAUUAUUGUAAAAAACAAAUAAAUGUAAAAAAGUGAAUUACAACACAGAACCGAAAACAUCGAAUUACCACUAAAUAGUAGUUUCAUUGAUAUACAUACACACAUACAUGCAUAGAAAUUUAUAAAAAGCAUACAAAUGCAAUUUAAAGACAAAACCAAGCAAGUAAACCGUAAAUUAUACAACAACAAAACCUUAUUGUUAACAUAAAAAUAACGGCGUACCGUAAAGUAAAAAUAAAAAAAAUUGAGCAUCAGAAUGUUUUUGAGCAAAACAAAAAAAAAAAACAGAAAUAUUAAAUGUGCAUCAAGAAAUUCAUAAAACAAAAUUACGAUAGAAAAAUUGCAUAAGACUCAGAGCCAGAUAUUGAAAACAAAAGCAAACACAAAAACAAAAAACAUUUAUUCCACAUAAACAUUGAUGUUUAACAAUUAAUUCAUAAAAAACAGAGCAACAAAACAAUUUAAAAGAAAUUGUAAGCAAACAGUAGACACUGUAAGACAAACGGUUAAAGAUGAUAACAAGCAAAAAAAAAAAAACAACAACAAUAACAAACAAUUA